AUGGCAAAUGAAGAUGUGAAGACUGUGCAGAUAUCUGCCAGUCUGAAAGACUCGCCGGGUACUAGUAUCGGGGAUGACUCGGAUAGGGAACGACAGCAGAGCCACUCAAACAAAGCGGAAGGCACAUUCGAGGCUGCAGACAAUCAUCACCUCUUCAGGCCUAUUGACAGCUACGAGGGACUUCAUCGCUGGGAUCCGGAUUUUCAAUGGACAGAGCAGGAAGAAAAGAAGAUCGUUAGGAAGAUUGACCUCCGUGUUUGCACCUUUGCCUGCGUGACAUUCUUUGCAUUACAGCUUGAUCGAGGAAACAUCGGCCAAGCACUGUCAAGUACAUUGCUCAAGGAUCUGGAGAUGACAAGUAAUGAUUACAACUUGGGUCAAACUAUAUUUCUUGUCUGCUUCUUACUGGCCGAGAUGCCCUCGCAAUUGAUCUCCAAGAGACUGGGCCCCGAUCGCUGGAUUCCGAUUCAAAUGAUCUCUUGGAGUUUGGUUGCAGCCUGUCAGGCUUUUUUGCAAGGACGCGCAUCAUAUCUGGCCCUUCGGGCCCUGCUAGGACUUUUGGAGGGUGGCUUCAUACCCGACACUGUCCUCUUCUUGUCUUUCUUCUAUAAGUCCAAUGAGCUGCCCAAACGAUUGACCUGCUUCUGGAUCUCCCUAAUAGUUGCUGGGAUUAUCGGCGCAUUCCUGGCUUUCGGCUUUCUCCAUAUUACCGACUCUCAUGGUGGGGGUUCAUGGCGAUACCUAUUCGCAUAUGAAGGCCUUAUAACGGGCAUCAUUGGAAUUAUCGCCGUACUCUGGAUGCCCGCAUCGCCGGUACAAACGAAGGGAGGAUUCCGUGGCAAAAACGGAUGGUUCAAUGAACAUGAAGAAAAGAUCAUUGUGAAUCGAGUUAUCCGAGAUGAUCCUAGCAAGGGUACUAUGCAUAAUCGCCAAGCAAUCACACCACAGCUUAUGUGGGCGUCGUUGAAGGACUUCCAUAUGUGGCCACUUUACAUUAUUGGGCUGAUCUGGAUGAUUCCCUCUGGGCCAGCGACUAACUACCUCACGUUACAAUUACGAUCGCAAGGAUUCACGACUUUCCAGACUAAUUUAUUGGUUAUUCCCUCGGCCGUCGUUGGGAUCAUCACUAUAAUAGCCAUUACUUGGCUGGCAGAGCGUACAAACCAACGCCUACUGUGCGGUGCAGUGAUGGGAGUGUGGAACUUGAUUUUGUUAAUUGCAUUAGAGGUGCUUCCACAAAAAAGCAUGCCCUGGCCUAGAUGGACUAUCCUCACUCUGCUUGUCGGAGGACCCAGUAUUCACCCUGUUCUGGUGGCUUUGACCUCACGAAAUGCUGGGUCUGUACGGACUCGUACUGUGGCUUCUGCAUUGUACAAUAUGACGGUGCAAAUCUCCAGCAUUGUCAGCGCUAAUGUCUAUCAAGCAAAAGACGAACCAUAUUACAGGCAUGGGAACAAGGUUUUGAUCGCACUAGCGGUGUCUGGUAUUGUCCUUUUCAUUGCUGCAAAGUUCUAUUAUGAUUGGCGUAACAAACAAAAUGCAGCCCAAUGGAACGCUAUGACAAGCGAAGAAAGAGAGCUUUACCUACGCGAAAAUCCAGUGUUGACUAACAAGAGAAUUGAUUUCCGGUUUGCUCUUUGA
Penicillium canescens is the source of this 1641-nucleotide messenger RNA. RefSeq lists its product as uncharacterized. Bases 1 to 1641 code for a protein of 546 amino acids. The record is from RefSeq and is a predicted model, not a curated record. Gene Ontology annotation, cellular component: membrane. Lineage: Eukaryota; Fungi; Ascomycota; Eurotiomycetes; Eurotiales; Aspergillaceae. The transcript has 6 exons. Gene Ontology annotation, molecular function: sulfate transmembrane transporter activity. Gene Ontology annotation, biological process: transmembrane transport.